Pelodiscus sinensis (Chinese soft-shelled turtle) is the source of this 5118-nucleotide messenger RNA. It is a transcript of the gene SESN1, whose product is annotated as sestrin 1. Lineage: Eukaryota; Metazoa; Chordata; Testudines; Trionychidae. The record is from RefSeq and is a predicted model, not a curated record. Gene Ontology annotation, molecular function: L-leucine binding; oxidoreductase activity, acting on peroxide as acceptor. Gene Ontology annotation, biological process: regulation of response to reactive oxygen species; positive regulation of macroautophagy; cellular response to L-leucine. Gene Ontology annotation, cellular component: nucleus.
GGGCCGUGGCGGCUCUAACGGCGAGAACUUCGACACCGCGGGGGACGCCCGCGGGCUGGGGGUGCCCUCCAUGGGCUGGGCCCGGGCUUUAUUGUUCAUCUCCAACCGCUGUUGCUGCUCCUGCACCACGAGGCAAAGUUGGUGAAGGUUGGGGCGCCCUGGAGCCGAGGGAGGAUGGAGGAGAGAGAGGGCGAGGUGAGGUGGGAUGGGUUGUGCAGCAGGGAUGCCAGCACCAGAGAUGCUGCCUUGGAAAACAUCCGGCAGGCUGUUUUGAGGAGAACAGCCCAGGUGUCACCUGUAAAAGAGGAUCUUCCUCCUGGGCCAUCGGAAGGAUGCUUGGCUUCUGCUACAGUUCCGGACAGAUUGAAUGAGAUGCUGGCUCGCCUCCUCAUGCUUUCCCAGAGAUGCCCCUUUAGAAACGUCAGGGAGAAGAGUGAGUCUAUUCUAAGCAGUGUUCAGGAACUUGGAAUUAGAAUUCCUAGACCACUGGGACAUGGACCAAGCAGAUUCAUCCCAGAGGAGGAGAUUCUUCAAGUGGGAAAUGAAGAUUCCCAGAUGCAUACAUUAUUUGCAGAUUCUUUUGCUACUUUGGGCCGUUUGGACAACAUCACUUUAGUGAUGGUUUUCCAUCCACAAUAUCUAGAAAGUUUUCUGAAAACUCAGCACUAUCUACUGCAGAUGGAUGGUCCAUUGCCUCUUCAUUACCGACACUACAUAGGGAUAAUGGCUGCAGCAAGACAUCAAUGCUCCUAUUUAGUUAACCUCCAUGUUGAUGACUUCCUUCAUGUUGGAGGAGACCCAAAAUGGCUGAAUGGCCUAGAGAAUGCACCUCAUAAACUUCAAAAUUUAGGAGAACUGAAUAAAAUAUUGGCUCAUCGUCCUUGGCUUAUCACCAAAGAGCAUAUUGAGCAACUUCUGAAGACUGAAGAGCAUAGCUGGUCCCUGGCAGAGCUGAUCCACGCUGUUGUUCUCCUUACACACUACCAUUCACUUGCUUCUUUCACAUUUGGCUGUGGAAUAAGCCCAGAAAUUCAUUGUGAGGGUGGUCACACAUUCAAGCUUCCCUCUGUCAGUAACUACUGCAUCUGUGAUAUUACAAAUGGCAACCAUGGAGUAGAUGAAACUCAUGUCAGCCCAAUCAGAGGCAUUUCGACUACAGAAUCUUUCUGUGAAGUAGAAGAACUUAUGGAGAAAAUGAAGAAGCUACAAGAGUGCAGAGAUGAAGAGGAAGCCAGCCAAGAGGAGAUGGCUACACGUUUUGAGAGAGAGAAGAGAGAAAGCAUGUUUGUGUGUUGUUCAGAGGAUGAGGAAUCAGCACUUACAAGAGAUGUAUCUCGCCACUUUGAGGAUACAAGCUAUGGGUAUAAAGACUUUUCCAGACAUGGAAUGCAUGUGCCUACUUUCCGUGUUCAGGACUAUUCUUGGGAGGACCAUGGCUAUUCCCUGGUUAAUCGUCUUUACCCAGAUGUGGGGCAGCUGAUUGAUGAGAAGUUCCAUAUUGCUUACAAUCUGACAUAUAAUACAAUGGCUAUGCACAAAGAUGUAGAUACCUCCAUGCUUAGACGUGCAAUUUGGAACUAUAUCCAUUGUAUGUUUGGAAUAAGAUAUGAUGAUUAUGACUAUGGUGAAAUUAAUCAGUUGCUGGACCGCAGCUUUAAAGUUUACAUCAAAACUGUGGUGUGCACUCCUGAAAAAACCACAAAAAGAAUGUAUGAUAGCUUCUGGAGACAGUUCAAACAUUCUGAGAAGCAUCCUUGGUCAGAAGAUAUGCAAGUCCCAACCAACCUUGGAACCAGUGAAGGCACGGUCUGAUAGUUUGAAACUAAGUGUCCUGGCCACCACCUUCCUUGUGAUAAAGCAGCCUUGACUAUCUGAUGUGGCAAGUAAGGGGGAAAAAGAAACUAGGACAGGUUUACAGUGCAACUUGAAGGAACAUGCUUCAGAAUUUAGAAUCCACUACAGGUGCCAAGCACAACUGCUGGUUGUGGACAAAUGUAUGAGACAAGGACCAAGUUGGAGAGUUUUUCAACAUGAUUGAAUCAGUUCAGAAGAGACCCAAGGUAAAACUACUUGCAAAAUCUGUAUUUGGCAAAUCCAGCAAUUACCAGCUAUUGCUAGUAACAGGUAAUAGAUAGAGGGCCCCCCCCUUUACAAAGCAAAGGCAAUUCCUUCUCUUUACUUUUAUUCUUUGAGCACAUAAAAUGGGAACUGAUGCCAACUUUGACAGGCUCUAUUUCCUCUAUAGGAAUGGAAGCCACUUGACUGUAGGCCAGCAGAGAUUUUCUGCAUUAGUAAAUUGAAUGGGAUCUUGGGAAAGCUCAGGUUGGCAUUCCAAGGCAAGGGGUUGCAAGCCCUCCAUACUGAGAUGCCUAACUGAACAGCGGUGUUCAACACUAGUAUGUGUGGUUAGGUGUGCAGAGAGGAAGGAAGGGAGAAGUUGAAUCCUGCCAAAAGUAGUGGGGAAAGCUACCUUUAAAGCAUGGACUUCUGAAGCUUAAUAGAAAGGAAAAACAACUACGCCAAGAAGAAUGUGGUCUUUGUGGCAAGAAACCCUGCAGUAGAUGGCCCAAAGCCAGGAUUUCAAAUCCAAGCAAGCACCACCACCACCACCAAAGAGUUUGUAUAAGUAGACUAGGGAAAGGACAGAUAAGGGAACAAUGCCUGUUCUUAGAGGAAAUGCAUUGACAAGCCCAGAGAUUCUUUUCAUAUGCAAAUUAACUAUCUCUGACAAAAAGAUAGGUUGAAAAUAAAUGGAUAAAGGCAUUGCCUGAGGGCUCUUGGAUCAAAAGAUCACUGAAGCAUAUUGUAUAUAAAACACCCCUUUCUGCAGCAAGUAGACUAUGAAAGUCUUGGAAAGGACAGGAGGCAGAGACUAAACGAAAGAGAAUAGUGCAGAUAUGUAACUGAAUAUUCCCCAAAGAGAUGAAUUAUUAUUGGCCAGAAUGUAUGGGGAUCUUCUGUGGAAGUAUGUAGCUAUCUAUCCAGGUACAAACUACAUCUACUGUAGUUGGAUAAUUUCCCAUCCCCCUUCUCAGUGUGGAAAUCGGGGGUUUCUCCUGACCUACAGAGCAUACGAAUGCCAUCCCAGGAGCGAGACCUACAUGCAGCUACAUGGCGUGGUGGAACUCAGGACUGGAGCACGAAGUGCAGGUUCUGUGCCAUGAAAACUGGGAGAAUCCGUGCAGCCUAAGGGUGGGAGCAACCUAGGAGCGUAGGCCAAUACCAGGUUAUAGCAGAAUGAAAGUGUAUUUAACCCUGUCACCACCAUCAUGUAAAUGAGAUAUGGCACAAUUGUGUUGACACAUUAAAACCCACAGAAAGGGAAGAAGGAAAAAGGAUGAGAUAAUGGAAGUCUUGAUAGCCAAUAUCACAAAGUACACUGCUGGAUCUUCCCAGAUCUGCUGUUCCUGAGGCACUCCGGAGGGAUAGCUGAAGCAGCUAUGCACAGUGAAGAAGUGGCAGGCAGUGGAUUAAGUGGAAAGAGGAUCUCAAGGGUAGCAAGCAUACCUGUCCCUGAGAGAAGGCGUUAUUUACUGGCCGAGCUGCUGGAAAGGGGCGUGAGGGACAGCAGCAAGGAAAUCCAGUCCUCCUUUCUGCCCUUUUGACACUUGCUGCCUGACUCUUCUCUAUCCAGACUUUCCCACUCUCCUUGUCCUUCAUUUUGGUCUUAUUUAUUUCACAUAUCUUCUUGAUACAGAUAGUUAGUGAAGCUGAUGAACGGAGAUGACAGCUGCUCCAAUGCUCAGGAGCCAACAAGUGAAGGAAAAUAACUGGCCUGCUACUUAUGUACAGCCUAUUAAUUGACUGAAGUUGCCUCCUACUUCCUGACUGGAAGAUCCUUAAUGCUGAUAAUCCAUCCUAAGUCUCUGGGUAUAAUGGCAGGAGACGGUUGUAGGCCAAUAUUAACUCACAUUUUUCACUACCAAAAUUCAGCAACUCUCACACACAGAGGAAGUAAUUCUGAUGAGUAAGAGUGCUAUUUUUAGUCAUUUUUCUAACUAUAUAUUUGAGGAAGAUUAUCUUUCAAGGUAAUUUUUGAUUUAAAUAAGCAUCCUUAAAUGCUACAAGUAAAAUUGUAAUUGCAUGUGGAUACCUGACUAAUGGCAGAUGAACAAGCUAAUGGGAGUGAGAGUAACCAAAUAAGGAUGUACUGUCAAUAUCUUAAUAGUUGAAGGAAAAAAUUUUAUAUAUAUAAAAAUGCAGCAAUGUUAGAAAUGAACCAAAAUGAAGAUGCAUAGUUAGACCUGAACAAGAGACCUUUCAGGUAGCAUUGUAACUGACUAGUACGUUUGUGCUUUUGUUAGAGAAAUGCCAAUGAAUAUUUUUAGACAAGAUGUCUUAUCAGGCAACAGAGUGCCAUCUAUCACUGCAUAACAAGAAAAAAUAAAGCAAAUAAAUUACUUAGUAACUUUCUGUAAAUUUGAACCAUCGCCAGAAAUGGCCAGAGCAAACUCUGGGGCAUCUCACGUUUUAUCAAGUCUUUGUAGCUACCACAUCUAAUCCUCUACAACUUUUAAAGACAUUUUUAAAAAUUUGUAAAUCAAAAUUCAAAGAUUUGUCUCUCUCUCUCGUAUUUCUUAUGUUUUUAAGGCAAUUGGAAGAGGCUGACUCAGUAAGUAUAAAAAAUAAAGUAGUGAAUAUAAAAUAAAAGGGUAAGAUAGGACAAAACCAAUGAAUUAUUAUGUACAAUUUGAAAACAAAUGCAUUCAGCAGUAACAAUAUCUGGUUGAUCUCCAUGCCACUAGAUGUAAUUUCUCUGCAACACAGUCCCUGGCAUUGGGGGAGCAAGGCAGGGGCUACAGGGAAUUUUUAAAAUAGAGGGGAAUAGAAGGGUGAUCCAUGAAACUUACAAUGGGAAUGGAGAAAUGCAAGGUGCAGCCUACUGAAGCAACAAUGUGUGCAACUUUCUAGUGUGUUAGGGGAAAGGUCUUAAUCCUCUGUGCUGCCCAGUGUGCUCUGUAAUCUCUAAACAGCUGAAGGGUAGUUGGGCCAUACCAAGCAAAUGGCUGUUAGUGAAAGACACUAAUAUGUAGUGGGCAAUAAUUUUUGAUGGGGGGCCACUCAAGAUUUUGGAAAGUGGUUGAGGGCCGCACUCUUCCAUGAUAUAAAUGGAGAUGC